Molecule: messenger RNA, 660 nt
Organism: Linnemannia hyalina
Lineage: Eukaryota; Fungi; Mortierellomycota; Mortierellomycetes; Mortierellales; Mortierellaceae
Source: the annotation of a GenBank genome assembly
AUGGUCGCACAGCAGGUCCUUAACGUCAAGUGGCUCAACUCCCUCAACACAAAGAACGUCGUCCUCGCCUCCUCUUCCCCCCGUCGUAAGGACAUCCUCUCCCAGCUCGGUCUCAAAUACACCGUCAUCCCCAGCACCUUCCCCGAAACCCUCGACAAGUCCCUCUUCGAACACCCCUCCGACUACGUCAAGGAAAACGCCCUCCAAAAGGCACUCGAGGUUUAUGAACGCUUGAAGGCCGAAGGAAAGACCCCCGAUCUGGUCAUCGGUGCAGAUACAGUCGUCGCCCACGGACCCAGGAUCCUCGAAAAACCCGCAUCAGUAGAAGGCGCCAUCGACAUGUUGGCCAGCCUCUCAGGAUCGACCCACAUGGUCUACACCGGCGUCACCCUCAUCGCCCCUUCGGUCGAGGGCGCCGACAAACCCCCCAGGAUCCUGACCGAUGUUGAGGGAACCGAAGUCAAGUUCCAAACCGUCUCUCGUGAAUUGAUUGAGGCUUAUGUGGCUACCAAGGAGCCUAUGGAUAAGGCGGGCGCUUAUGGAUACCAGACUACUGGAAGUAUCUUGGUCAAGGGGAUUAAUGGAUGUUCGUGGAAUGUCAUUGGACUCCCUGCUUCCAAGGUCUUUUUUAUGCUUGAGGAGUUUACCUCUGAGAAGUAG